Molecule: messenger RNA, 2122 nt
Organism: Folsomia candida
Lineage: Eukaryota; Metazoa; Arthropoda; Collembola; Entomobryomorpha; Isotomidae
Exons: 6
Coding region: 424-1947 (507 amino acids)
Source: RefSeq, a predicted model, not a curated record
UUUUUUAUAUAUGUUCAAUGCAAAUUAAUUCUGCUCGGUCAGUUCAACGUUUUAUAUUAAUAUUUAACUUUACCCAAGUUCUUCCAGGUUUUUAAAAUCGUCCAAAUAAGCACCUAAGUAUUUUACAUAUUUACACAUUGAAGUAAAGAUUACGUAAAGAAGAAGAUGUCAAAUAUUUAAUUUAUUUUGUGCAAAAUUUUUAUAAACUUGUUCAAAAUUUGUGAAUAAGUUGCAUCAUUUGGUUGUGUCUCCCUCUUUUUUUACUCAACGUUGAGUAAAUGUUACUUAUUUUAAUUUUACUGCAUAAUUACGUAAUUAAUAAUUAGCCUCUUAAAUACCAGUACCAGCCACCAUUUACGAGGAAAUUAGUCAAUUCCAACCAAAUAUUUGUAACAGAAGUAUUUAUUUACACACUAAAAAACGAUGAAAGUUAAAAAACCCUUAAUUUUAGUGUCAAUCUUCGCUUCCUCAUUACUCAUUUUAUCCAUUCCAUUCUGGAUUUUCGACACGGAUAACAACACUCCAAUCGUGCCUAGAUGCGAUUUGAACUCUUUUGUGCAGUCUGAAACCGAGAAAAGUAACCAGACCGGGGAAAAUUUGGACUACCCCGAAUUUUUGCGGGUUUACGGAAGACUUACGAAAUUCUUUAACAAGACGGGAAAUCACGCGAAUUUUUCAAAUUUCAACGAACUCAUCCCUUAUCUCGUGUACAACGCGACAUUUUACGACGUUAUGCCCCUGAGUGCAAUUGUUUUUUACCUCCAGUGCAUAAAUAAUUCGAAGGAAGAGGGCAUCUUUUCGGUAAAAAUGGACGAGUUGUACCCGGAAUUUUUUCCUUUACUGUACAACAAUCCAAAAUUGAGGGAAAACGGGACAUUCAAAUAUUAUCGGAGUAUCGCGAAACGAGGCGACCUGUAUUUUCUCCUCCUCGUCGUCAAUUCCAGCGUCCAGGUCGUCUUUGGGACCAUUAUCGCAAUUACGUAUCUCCUUCUGUGGGAGCGCCACUCCCUCCACGGCCACCUCCAGUUGUGCUACGUCCUUUCCGAAGCUGGCUACAGGACUGGGAAACUUAUCCAGCUCAUCUUUUUAGUGAAAAGUGGGGCAAGAAAUAGCACAUAUAACGUCAAGUAUUUGGAGCAUUGUGCAAAAAUUGACGCACUUUCCGAUUACACCUCCCUCUCACGACACGUCUGGCUAACUGUUUUGGUGUUCCACUUGUGGAAAGCGUUCGGUAGAGGGAUCACACUCCCGAAAAAUGGAAAAUCCAAAUUUGGCAAAUAUUUCGCUUUCGCCCUUCUAUCGCCAGCCGUGUUCACCUGUGCGAAAUUCAUGCUACAAAUUUUGCUAUGGGGGUACGAUUGCAACGGACUUGAACGGAACGAAUCGACAUUUACAAUCUUACACAACACCCGUUCCAUACUUCUCUUCGCCUGCAACCUGUUUUUUGUCCUUUGCUGCUACCGGAAGUCGAAAGUGAUGCAAAAGGAGGGAGAAUUUGCGCAGGAAAACGUAAUCUGUAAGCGGGAUGGCAGCAGUAGACUUCGCCUCUACAUCAAGCUUCUCCUCGUCCUGUUUGGUUUCCAGUUUUGCCUCCCACUAAUUAGCGAGGUCCUUGACAUGGUUAACCUCAGUCCAGGCCGGGACGAAACUUAUGUUUCACUAAUUCUCAAUAAUGUCGCCAUCUGUCACAGCUUUUUCUUAUUUUUUGUCCUAAUCCGCCACAGACAGACGAAAGUUGGGCUAAAACAAGUGGUCGUUCUGGAAAAGGGAAAUCUUACAAAAAGCGCGGAUUUACUAUUUGAGAGUGUGUUAAGUGGAAAGGUGGCGUUGAUUAUACUCCAGCAUGUUAAGUGUGCAUGGUACCUGGUCAAGAUUCGAAUAGUUUUUGCCUUUCUAAAAUUAACAAUUGUUUGUAGAAAAAUUACUUGUAAGGAAAGGUUGUGUUGACCGUUUUUCUAACGGCCUCGGGUGGAUAAAAUUUUACAGAAGUUUUGCCUGAAAUAUGAAAAAAACUCUAAAAAUUGUCAAAUGCUCAAUUCUAAAUCGUAUGAAAUUGAUGUAUGUAUAGAGUGAAGAAAACGCAUUAAUAAAUAUGAUGGUAAUAAGAUGUGUUAACCCAUUA